UCCUUGGUCCCCUGGGAGAAUCUUCCCUCGAACGAGAGUUAAAGCUAGCCAUCAUCACCAAUCCUCCAAAUCAUAUAUGAAACCGUUGGAAAAUAGACCUAGCCCAUCUUUUCUCUGGUCCUGUGGGGUUUAUUGCCCUGAUUCCCAUAUCUAAAACUUCAGACAGAAAUCUUAUUAACCACUUGCACCAACAAAUUGGUACCUAUUUACCAAUAAAACAGCCGGCUUUCUCUUCAGUCUACGUCGAGUUUUUCUUUCUUUCUUUUUUUCUAAAAAUCUUCUCCCUUCUUCUCAGCGACGAAACGCGCCUUCUCUCUCUGUCUGUGGAAUCUAAUUCCAUUGAUAAAAUGGCUUCUUCUACACAUAAUCCAUACUAUAAAUACCCCAAACAGCCUCCUUUGUCUGCUGGGCUUCUCUCUUACGAAGUUCGAACAGGGGAAGUAGGGGAAGCAGGGGAAACAGGGGAGUCUGGAAUAGAGGACUGCGAGGGAGAUGGGUAGCCUGGGCGAAGCUGGUGAAAAGGAGAUGUUUCCAAGCCCUCCAGAUCCUGUUAUGAUCGAACUCAAUCGAUUGGAGGACCAGCUUAGAGACAAGGAGAGGGAGUUGGGACUUGCCAACUAUGAAAUCAAGGCUUUGAAAGCGACGGAACUUAUGAAAGAUAAAGCUGUAGUGGAGCUUAAUAAUGAAUUGAAGAAAGUUGAUGACAAACUCAGAGCUGCCGAGAAGCAACUAGAACAGAAGAAUCUUGAGAUCAAGAGGCUAAUCAAUGAGAAAAAAGAAGCCUUGGCUGCACUGUUUGCUGCAGAGGCAGCUUUGAGAAGAGUUCAUGCAUGUCAAAAGGAUGAGGAAUACCUUCCAGUUGAGGCUGUGAUUGCCCCACUUGAGUCUGAUAUAAAAAAGUACAAGAAUAAGAUUACGAAACUUCAAGAGGAUAAAAAGGCUCUGGAACGGCUCAUAAAGUCUAAAGAGGCGGCUUUGAUUGAAGCAAAAAAUAUAUUGUGUAUUGCUCUUGAACGGGCACUGAUAGUAGAGACUGUGCAAAACAAGAACAUUGAAUUGAGGAGGCAAAUAGAGAUAUGCCAGGAAGAAAAUAAGCUUUUGGAGAAAACAAAUCGUCAGAAGAUUGUAGAAGUGGAAAAGCUUACUCAAACUAUUCAUGAACUUGAAGAAUAUAUUCUUGCAGGCGGUGCAGCUGCUAAUGCUGUGCGUGACUAUCAGCGGCAGGUUGCUGAAUUAUAUGAAGAGAAAAAAACUCUUGAGAGAGAGCUAGCAAGAGCUAAAGUUUCAGCAAAUCGGGUGGCAACUGUGGUCGCAAAUGAGUGGAAGGAUGGCAAUGGCAAAGUCAUGCCUGUCAAGCAAUGGCUGGAAGAGCGAAGAUUUUUGCAGGGAGAGAUGCAACGGUUGCGGGAUAAGGUAGCUGUAGCAGAAAGGACUGCCAAGGCAGAAGCCCAGCUUAAGGAUAAACUAAAUUUGAGGCUGAAGACAUUGGAAGAAGGUCUAAAGCAAGCACCAAGCUUAUCACCAAAGCAAGUUGAGAACUCCAAGAAAAAAUUUGGGUGCUCUUCAAAUGAGGAACCAGAAAAGAGACCAACAUUUCAUUCAAGGGCUUCUGUUUCUGCCUCUAGACUCUCAGUUUUACAACAGCCUAAUUCCGCAUCAGAAGGUGUUAUCACCAACAGAAAUAUCAAGCCAACAAAUAGCUUGAAAAACAAGUUUGCUAUUGGAGAAAAUCUGGUUAGAAAGAAUUUCUGGGCUCCAAAAAGCAAAGUUUUUGAUGAUGAUGGGAAGGAUAAUGCAGAAAGAAUUGCUAACGCUAAUGGUAAUAUAAGUGAUUCUAUUGAAGGAAAUACGGAGCCUUCACAAGAAGUUAAAGCCAAAGGUUGUGGUGACAUUGAGUUGCAAAACAAGGGUGGUUCAGAAGAUGACUGUGAUGUUACUGUGCAAAGAAAAAAAGUGGUUCCACAAGAAGUUACAGUCAAAGGAGUUGGUGACAUCAAGUCAAAAAAUAAGCGUGGUUCAGAAGAUGCCUAUGAAGAUAUGGUAUCAGGUUUUCUGUAUGACAGACUGCAAAAGGAAGUCAUCAACUUAAGAAAAUCACAUGAGGAGAAGGAUCAUAUGUUGAGUGCUAAGGAUGAUGAAAUCAAUUUGCUCCAGAAAAAAGUUGAUGCAGUAGCGGCGUCUAGAGAAAAGAAGAUGAGGAGAGUAGCGGCGUCUAGAGAAAAGGAAGUGUUGGUGAAGUCAGAGGAUACUAAACCAAGAAGCAAAACCCCAAUCAUCUCAAGAAGGUGCAUGGCUUGAUGUUUCAGACAAGCAUAAAGUAUAUGAUAUAUGAAGAUGUAAAGGUAUAUGGUUUUCCCAGAAAAAAAGCAUGUGCACUGGGAUAGAGGUCGUCUCGCAGUUUUUGGCAUAUAGAGAAUCCAACAACAGGUGCUGCGAAAAAUGGAAGGAGGAUACAACUUCUUUAUCAUGCAUGUAUGGUAUGAAUGGUUCCACAGGUAGGCUUCUGAUUAUUAUACUACUAUGUGAAAAAAAAAGACAGAGCCAGUCUUCUACAGGAUCUUGGGCAUGUAUAUAGAGCCCUCAACUUUGUAAAAUGUGAGCAUGAGAGAUAUUGUGAAAGUGUUAUUGUCAUGAUUAAAUCAUUAAAGAUUCCUGAUUCUUGUCCAUAUCAUGUGUUUGUGAGUGUUCUCCUGGCCCCCCCUAGUACUUUAAAAAGCAGUUGUCUUGGAACUCAUCUAGCAGUCAUACUAUUCUGUCAAAAGAAAAAAGAAAAAAGAAAAAAAAAAACUAACAGUCAUACUGCUCUUCUCUAUUGCAUUCUCUGGAUAAAUCGAGCUAAUAGAGCUGCUGGAUAUCAGAUAAUUAGAAAUGGCACAUGUUUGGCCGACUCUUAGGUACGUACUACCACUGCAAUAAGAUCAUAAUGGAAAAAGGUGUUGCUACAUUCAGCAAGUUCACUAAUCAUGGAAUUUGAGAAUGAAAGUGUACAAUCAUACGCCCUUCUAUUGUUUAUUAGAGAUAAAACAACGCACACGUUUGGUAUUAAGAUACACUAAAAA
Molecule: messenger RNA, 3059 nt
Organism: Phoenix dactylifera (date palm)
Lineage: Eukaryota; Viridiplantae; Streptophyta; Magnoliopsida; Arecales; Arecaceae
Product: microtubule-associated protein 70-4-like
Biological process (GO): cytoskeleton organization
Molecular function (GO): microtubule binding
Source: RefSeq, a predicted model, not a curated record